AUGGCCGAGGCUGCGGAGCCGGAGGGGUGUGCCCCGGGUCCCCAGGGGCCGCCGGAGGUCCCCGCGCCUCUGGCUGAGAGACCCGGAGAGCCGGGAUCCGCGGGCGGGGAGGCAGUGGGGCCGGAGGGGAGCGAGGGCGCAGAGGAGGCGCCAAGGGGCGCUGCCGCGGUGAAGGAGGUGGGAGGCGGCGGGCCGGAUAGGGGCCCGGAGGCCGAGGCGCUGGGCACGACGGGGGCGCACGGUGAGGCGGAGGCCGAGGAGGGAGCCCCGGAGGUUGCCCAGGUGCCGCAGGGAGGGGAGGAGACAAGCGGCGCGCAGCAGGUGGAGGGGACGAGCCCGGGGAGCUGCGCGCAGGGCGAGUCCCGCGGGGAGGCUCAGAGGGAGCCGGAGGACUCUGCGGCCCCUGAGAGGCAGGAGGAGGCGGAGCAGAGACCUGAGGCCCCUGAAAGCAGCGCGCCCGGGGCGGCGGGGGACAGCGUAGACGCGGAGGGCCCGGCGGGGGACAACAUAGAAGCCGAGGGCAGGGUGGGGGACAGCGUAGACGCGGAGGGCCGGGUUGGGGACAGCGUAGACGCGGAGGGUCCGGCGGAGGACAGCUUAGAAGCAGGGGACCCUGCAGGGGACAGGGUAGAAGCGGGGGACCCUGCGGGGGACAGGGUAGAAGCGGGGGACCCUGCGGGGGACAGGGUAGAAGCGGGGGACCCUGCGGGGGACAGGGUAGAAGCCGAGUGCCCGGCGGGCGACAGCAUGGACGCCGAGGGUCCGGCAGGAGGGGCGCGCCGGGUCUCGGCUGAGCCGCAGGAAGGAGGGGACCGCAGCCUCCCGCCCCAGGCCGAGGCAAUUGAGGUCGCAGACGGGGAGAGCGCGGGGCGCAGCCCUGGUGAGCGCGCCUGGGACGCAGCGGAGGAGACGGAGGUCCCGAGGGGAAAGGGGUCCGAGGAAGCGGCCCCCGGGGACGCGAGGGCAGACGCUGUCGAGGACGGGGUAGGGGAUGGGCCCCAGCAGAAGUCAGGGGAGGAAGAGGAAAGGCGAGAGCAGAGCCCGGAGGGGCCAAGUGAGGAGGCCGCAGCUGGGGGCGAGGAGGAAUUCCCCGACAGCAGCCCACAUGAGGAGGCCUCCAGGUGCGCCGCGGAGCCUGAAGCCCAGCUCAGCAACCACCUGGCCGAGGAGGGCCCCGCCGAGGCUGGCGACGAGGCCGCGCGCAUGAACGGCCGCCGGGAGGACGGAGAGGCGUCCGAGGAGGGGGCCCUGGGGCAGGAGCACGACAUUACCCUCUUCGUCAAGGCUGGUUAUGAUGGUGAGAGUAUCGGAAAUUGCCCAUUUUCUCAGCGUCUCUUCAUGAUUCUCUGGCUGAAAGGCGUUAUAUUUAACGUGACCACAGUGGACCUGAAAAGGAAACCUGCAGACCUGCAGAACCUGGCUCCCGGAACAAACCCUCCUUUUAUGACUUUUGAUGGUGAAGUCAAGACGGAUGUGAAUAAGAUCGAGGAGUUUCUAGAGGAGAAAUUAGCUCCCCCGAGGUAUCCCAAGCUGGGGACCCAGCAUCCCGAGUCUAAUUCGGCCGGAAACGACGUGUUCGCCAAAUUCUCAGCAUUUAUAAAAAACACAAAGAAGGAUGCAAACGAGAUUUAUGAAAAGAACCUGCUGAAGGCCCUGAGGAAACUGGAUAAUUACUUAAAUAGCCCUCUGCCUGAUGAAAUAGAUGCCUACAGCAUGGAGGAUGCCGCUGUUUCUGGAAGGAAGUUUCUGGAUGGGGAUGAGCUGACGCUGGCUGACUGCAACCUCUUACCCAAGCUCCAUAUUAUUAAGAUUGUGGCCAAGAAGUACAGAGAUUUUGAAUUUCCUUCUGAAAUGACUGGCAUCUGGAGAUACUUGAAUAAUGCUUAUGCUAGAGAUGAGUUCACAAAUACGUGUCCAGCUGAUCAAGAGAUUGAACACGCAUAUUCAGAUGUUGCAAAAAGAAUGAAAUGA
Molecule: messenger RNA, 1971 nt
Organism: Rhinopithecus roxellana (golden snub-nosed monkey)
Lineage: Eukaryota; Metazoa; Chordata; Mammalia; Primates; Cercopithecidae
Gene: CLIC6
Product: chloride intracellular channel 6
Exons: 6
Coding region: 1-1971 (656 amino acids)
Cellular component (GO): plasma membrane
Molecular function (GO): D4 dopamine receptor binding; D2 dopamine receptor binding; D3 dopamine receptor binding
Source: RefSeq, a predicted model, not a curated record